CCGACUGUAUAGGUGUGGAGAGGUGAAGAACCAGACAGUCCAUUUUGUAGAAAUUGUGACAGCUGGCAAUCAUGGAAUUUCAGACGCUCUCAAGACGCUGGGGACAGAUUCUGAUUCCGUUAAUCUUUCUGGCAGCUACACGUAUCCUAGAUUUAAAAGCUGACAGAUGUGGCGGGAUGUGUGGAUAUGCGACUGUAUGUACGAAUAGAGGGUAUUGUAAAUGUCAGACAGGAUUCAAGUUUAUUAUAACAAAGUCAGGAAUCCCUUCGCUUUAUUGCAAACAUGUGGGAAUGAAGGGGAUGAGUGCCCUGACAACACCACUUGCAUAUGGCUUGCUUUCACUAUGGGUCCAAAGGAAAACGUGUGUGAUUGCUCAUAUGGCGCAAGAAAGGCAGAUAGUGGACAAUGUCUCGAUAUUGACGAGUGUACCGAAAAUCAAAUCAUAUGCGGUAACAACUCCGUUUGUACAAACACAUUGGGCGACUACACAUGCGCGUGUGCGGAGGGAUAUAGGCAGAGAAAGGCUGAUGAGGUCGGGUGCAAUCUGGAUAUUGACGAGUGUAUCGAAAAUCAAACCAUAUGCGGUAACAACUCUGUUUGUACAAACAUGGUGGGCAAUUAUACAUGCGCGUGUGCGGAGGGAUAUAUGCAGAGAAACGGUGAAGAAGUGGGAUGCAGUCUGGAUAUUGAUGAGUGUACAGGAAAUCCAGAGAUAUGUGGUAACAAUUCUGUUUGUACAAACACGGAGGGCAGCUACAUGUGUGCGUGUGCAGAGGGAUACAGACAAAGAGAGGAUGAAGAGCUUGGUUGCAUCAGAAUCAUAACAGCGUCAACUGUAUCUCCAGCCGGGGAUUCCUCAGCGUUGACGGUCGGUCUGGCAGUAGGUAUAGGAGGAGUGGUUCCUCUUGUCCUGGUCGUCCUAGCUGUUAUUGUUUUCCGGGCAAGAAAUCGUUCGAGGGGAGAUGGUAGAGAAGAUAUAGGGUUGGAAAGGCAGGGGAAACAUUAAGGAGGUUAUAGCUUACGAAAACGUCACUGAUCAAUCUGUACAACAGCGCGUUGCUAAUCCAACAUAUACAUUACUUCCGGAUGAGCUGGGUUCAAGCACGCAGUUCCGAUCCGGCACGGACGUCCGCUACGAGGAAGUUGACCUACCGCCACAGGUAGGAUGGAGUAAUGAUCCACAGAGUUUGUAUAGCUUAGCAGGAAACUUCGCCGAUCAGAACCCUAACCCGAGCCAAUCCACGUACAAUGUUUUGUCCCAACCUCAUGUGAAACCUUCCACUGCUGCUGCUGUCAGCAUCCCAGAGAAUUAUAAUACUCUUUAUGACAUGCAUGCAGAAAAUAAAGCCAAACAGCUGCAUGAAGAGAAAAGCCAGGGUUCAGAAACUUACCGGAGCGAAUCCACAUACAACGUUUUGUCCAAACCUCGAGUAAAACCUUCCAAUGCUGCUGCCAACACUCCAGACAAUUAUAACACCCUUUAUGAUCUCAAUUUAAAACCGACCAAUGAAAGUCCAAAUGACCUUGAGUCCGGACAGACCGGAUACGGAAAUCCACAUGGGAACGAUGACGUCCAAUAUGACACCACAUACAGUUCUGUGAAACAAGGUGAAGACAACUGCGUACUACAGUCAAGUAAUGAACGGGAAGGGGGAAGUGAAUAUGAUGAACUAAAAGUGCAGAAAGUUUAAGAGCCGCAGUUCACAAGCAUACAGCUUCUCGUUAUUUACGGCCAUACCGGCCUGCAAUGGACCCAUUAAAAUGUUUCAAACGCAUCAUCGACACGUUGCUGUUGAAAAUGACAUUUGUUAAAUCUCAUUGCUUUACUGCUGGCUACACAUGAGCCUGCUUCCACUGGGCAGCAUGAAAG
Molecule: messenger RNA, 1870 nt
Organism: Liolophura sinensis
Lineage: Eukaryota; Metazoa; Mollusca; Polyplacophora; Chitonida; Chitonidae
Product: adhesion G protein-coupled receptor E1-like
Exons: 8
Coding region: 221-1006 (261 amino acids)
Molecular function (GO): calcium ion binding; heparin binding
Source: RefSeq, a predicted model, not a curated record